AUGCCAAAUCGAAAUGCCAGCGAAGUUCACGAUACCUUGACAAACCUUGACGAUGCUAUAUGGGAUAUUCCUAGUUCGCCAGCGGGGCAACUCGAAUCUGACCGGAAAACACAAAACCAUGAGUCCGCCCCGAAGCACUCUACUCCCGCCCAGAGGCUGCAGUCUCAAGUUGCAAAGUACUCGCGAACCCCGGAAAUUCAUCCACCCAGUGAUAUUGGGAGAUCACGAAGCUCCUCCCCAGACGAGCUCGCUUUCAUCCUAGAACAUUCUCCAAAAAACAAGCCACUGAACGGAAAUAACGAUGUGCGAUUUGAGCAUGUACUACCAGAACAGGUAUCGGAUGAUGAUUCUCCAUUAUCAUCUCCUCCGUCGUCGCUUUGCUCGCCGUCUGCUGAUGACGGGGAGAACGAGAUGGACGUGAGUCCAAUAGCACCGCAGCCCGAAAAUCUAGAUCAAAUUCUGCCGGAUCUAGACAUACCCCAAGAGGUGCUCGCACAACUGUCUCAGCCAGUGCGGAGAUCUUUCCGGGAACGCAAUGCGAUCCAAUUGCAUCCUUACGCCCUAGAAAUGGCCAAGUACCAGCGGCAGAUGCAGGAGAGGGGGAUCCGACCAGUUCGAAUGGCUAUACAAGCACAAAGAUUCCAACAAAAUGGAGCAACAGAUGAAAGCCAGGAGCAGGAUAAUUUCGAUCCCAACGCACUUCGGUCAAGUCCUGCCCCAGAAGAGUAUCUACCAACGGUCAGAUCCGAGCGGCAUCGUAGAAGCGAAUCAACCGGGCAACAUAAUCGACAUCUCGACCAACAACACUCCCCUAUUCACCGGGUGCACUCGCACAAACGGAGAAAGAAGUCAUACUCGGUUACUGAACGUGGUGCUGAACGUCCAUCUGAGAGUCAUGCCAGACCGCAAGUUGUCAUCAAUACCAACACUCCUCCGAAUGGUCAACAGGGACCAGCCGUGUUCGACAUACCGUCCAGCCCGCCACAUUCAAGGAGCGUUUCAUCCUUUUCAAAAACACUCCGAACAACGGAGGGCUUUCGAUUUCCUCUGGGAUUCACACCACCUCCGACUACUACUGCAGACGGAGACUCAAACUUGGCGACACCGGUAUUAGACGAACCCAAUGGAGAGGAACUACUUCCCACAGGCUCAAGUAGUGGCCCCGAUGAGGAAUCAGAGUCGGAUGCAUCCCGGCAAUCCUCCAUGGAGUCCGAGCAAAGAGCAGAAUAUCGUCGAAUCCGGGAUAUGCAGCGCAGAACUCGAGGUGUUCUUCCUGCAUCUUGGGUUCGACUGAACGCUGAACAGUCUGAAAGGCAAAAAGCCAGCCAGUUCAAUCGACAUGGGCCUGGGCUCAGAACAGAUGGCAAAGGCAUUGCCAAAAGGAUUGUCCGCAAGCCUGGGCGGUCAGAAGGAGCGACCACUCAGCCAAACCGCGCUCUGUUCGAUUUUGGGGACUUUGACGAAAGCGAAGAGGAGACCCAAAGCACUAGUAAUCGUGGCCCCGUCGACGACAAUGUGGCUGAGAGACCGACGGGGAGGUUGGAAUGGGAAGUCUCAAUCGACCGAGAUGGAGACGCUAUGGAGGACAAUCGGAUUGACUACAUGCUUGCACCGAUUUCUCGCAAUACAUCUGAUCCGCGGGAGAAGCGAAAAGGCUUGAAACGAGUGAAGUCAAAGGAAAGCUCAGGUCAAACCGAGCGACGUCUCAAGAAAGCUCGCUUGCAAAGGCAAACCAGACUAAUGGAUCCUUCAUAUGGAGGGCGUCGAACAAAGCAGCCUUCGACAAGGCCAGCAUUGAGGCUGGGGAUUCUCGAUGCUCCUGAUGUAGCUGCUCGGCCCCGUAUGGAGCAGCCACAAUUCCUACGAAUUGUCGCAAGACAAGCACGUUCGCGUCGAGACCAGGGCCGACAAAGCCCGACCCGGAAGUUCGUGCAGCUGGGCUCGAGACUGGAUACAGCUGAUGCGAAUGAAUCCUUGCGAGACUGGAAACGAGGAGCAAUACCGCGAGCCAAAUCCAGUCGACCUCAAUCGAAGCCUCGGAAGCGACAGGCUCUCACAAAUCUUCCAUCUGGUGGUCCUCGUGCUACACCCGUUACUCGGAACCCUCGACUCACAACCCAUCCCACCUCUGCAGGGAUUGAAACUCGUCCAGACCAAGACGAUCAGCCUAUGGCUGAGUUGACUCUUUCCAGGGACCCUCCGAUGUCUGUCAACGCUACGGUGCCAUUGAACACAGCCACCGACGCUGCGUUCACUGCACAGUCAGAGCGACGAGGUCAUCAAUGGAUUGUUCGAAGGAAUAUGCCGAUAACAUCGUUGCGGCGAAAUGAUCCCCGGCCAGCCCCAACAAGUCUAGCAGCGCCUAGUGAAAGCCAGUCCGCAUCUCGAGACAUGUUCAAUCGGUCCUUGACUUUGCUCAAUCGAAAGUACCGAGAUGAACAUUCGUCUCGGGCUAACAAGACCAAUCUGACUCUAGAUCGAUACAUUUCCGAUAAAGGCCUAGCAACUCCUCCAGGAUCAUCUUCUGUGGCUCCGGGAGAUGCUGAGAAAAGGGCAGUGGCUCCUCAAUCUCAACCCGGUCGCCGUCGUUUGAAGAAACACCCGCCACAUCGUAUUAAUCUCGAAUCGAUUGAGUUCGCUCAGGACCAAGAACCAAUUACAGCAAUCUUCGAUGACUCGGACUCUCCGGUUAUUACCCACUCAGCACCUGCUCGUCCAUCCUCCUUCAGCGUGGGUGGGCUGUUCAAUUGGCAACGCUCGUAUUCAGUGGACUUCGGGGUAAAGCCUUUGCGCGACGGUACAUUUUUCCAUGAAUCUACAUUCAUAGGAAGCGGAGAAUUUUCUCGUUCGCUGAAUGUCAUAAAGCGAGACCUAGACAAGGAGACUAGUUUCUCGACAAUAUUUGCGAAGGAUCAGGCGUUGCACUGGGGAGCCUGGAACGAGCUGGUUUCUUCGGGAAUGGGCUCUGUGUUCGACAUGAUGAUGGAAGAUGUCGAAAAAAGUGCAUCCUCUCCCCUAGCACUGGACUCGGGGCCAUGGUUGGUAACUGCGUCGCAUGUUUAUCGAUCAAUAAUUACUUAUGUCACGGAGCAUUUGUCGUUCAUCGAUCCAGUUGAUCGGACAAACUUUGUCACUCGAGCCAUGGGCCUAGUCUUUUCGCUGAGAGAUCCGAUGGCUGCUUUCAUCGCUGGUAGCGAAUACAAUAAGAAUGGUCUCGUCAGGAUUGCGUGCUACAACCUGCUCUUCGCAAACCAAAUCCGUCAAAUCGCUUCCCAUGACCUCGUUGUGGCUGCUCUUGCCGGUGAUGCUUUGAAUCUCGUCAAGACAUGCGCCGCAGAUACCAUUGCAUUGAUCUUUUCUGACACGGGAAUGGCCGAGCUACAACGUCUCUUUCAAGAGAACAAGAAGCCCGGGCAGCGUGACACCGGCCUGCGUGGAGAGUUCCCUACAGCGGAAGCUUACCUUGUUACCGAGCAGCUUUUGCGUAGCUUGGGGAUGCUCAACGAAAUACUCAACAAUCUCCAGACCGAUGUGUUGACCAAGGAUAUUGCUCGUAACGACAGAGAUGUUGGUGGCAUAGAGGCUGCAUGGCGUGGGCUGUUCACACUCCUACCCUUUAACGGUAUGGACAAUCAGGGCAUCGCUCAUCGGAAAACCCGGUUCACGGUUGUACAUGAUAACUGGCAGCUUGUCAAGAAACUUCUGUCUCCUGCCCUUGACAAUUAUGGCACGAACUCCGCGACCCAGCCUAUCUCGUACAAUGCCUAUUGCCGAGCACUUUUUCAAAGAUGUUAUCAUUUGAUCAAUACGUGGGGAUGGAGAGAAUGCAGGCCUAUUCUCGACACUCUCUACGACUUCUUCGCGCAGAACAGUCUUUACAACUUGAAGCUCGAGGAAAGUCGCGGAUCUCCUUCGUUCCUCGAUGAACUUGACCAAGACCCCUCCUUGGACGUUCAACCCGGGGAACCUUGCUUUCAUACUUUGCUCAAAAUCAUUGCAAGUGGUCUGCGCUUCUUGUCUGAGCGGUAUAAUGACAAGAAGGUCCGAAACUUUGCAUGGCGGCUGCUGCCAAACCAUGGUCGCGUUUACCCGAAGGAGAAGCCCCUGCGCCGUGAAGACCUCGAUGCCUUGAGGAACCAUCAUGACCUUCUGUGCACCUUGUACUGGGUCAUUCCUCCCGGAUUACGGUUUCGGGUGGAGACCAUUCGAGAUCUAGUUCAUCCAGCUAGCUCGCACAACGAGACGUGUAGUAUCAAUCUCCGCGCAUGGGCAAGACUUGUUCGAUUCAAGUUGUCAACCAACGAAGACAUGUCGGAAUUAGAACCAUUUGCCAGUUGGCACAGCUUCUUCGUGAAUGAGCUUCGACAGCAACACACGCAUGCUCGCAAGGAGAUAGAAGCACAGAGUAAGAAUGGCGAGCGCGUUUCUCAACAUCUUAUCGAAAGCACCAUCUCCCAGAACCAACGGCCAAUUGAAAGCUUGUUAUCCAUGGCGCUCGGUGGCAUGCGGACUGCUGUCGAGCGCGCACCCUCACUUGAGCAUGCGCUGCGCCUCAUCUCCAAGACACCUUUCGAGUCUUUGCUUGGACUUUUCAACCCAAAGCUCGCACGAGUGAAUGUGGUAGUCUCCGAUGCUUUGCAAGUGAUUAUGGCUUAUGUGCAGAAAGACCCUACCGUUAUGGUGGGUACUGCCACGGACAAUACGCCUCCAAUUGCUGCCGCAUCUACCGAAGAUGAUAGCCAAGAAUUUGAAGAUGUUGACUGGGAAGAGAGCCUUGAUCAUGCGUUGGUACAUCAACAAUCACCUACCGAGGGCAUUCAGCAUGUUGAAAUGGUCCUCCACUCCGUCGUUUUCCGAUUACUAUCCAACUGUUUCGGUGAAGACCACUGCCCCGAAGAUGCAAUCCUUUUGAAUGUCGUGGAUUGCUGGACAUGCGUGGCCCAGAUUCUGGUUCUUCAUAAACUCAGAGAGUGGGACAACUUUUUGGAUCCUGUCAGCGUUGAAUCUUGGGCGAGUCUUCGGGAGACAGUGCAGACCAGAAAGUUCGCGCCACGGUUUUUGGCAGGAUGCAUUGAGAAAGAUCGGCGCAUACUCUCCGAUAGUCGAAUUCUUGUCAUGGGCAUCUGGCUUUCGUCUUUGGUGGAGCGCUCUUCAAUGCUAAAAUUCCAGCAUCAUCUCACGGAGACGCUGUUGAACGGCAAUCCGCGUGAUUCAUUACUGCAGAAUCUUCCUUUCACCAAGGACAAGAAAAGUGAACGAUACACAAUUACUCUAGAGGAACUCGGCCAGCGGCGACUUUCUCUCAUAUCUAGCGUUUUGUCAAACAUGCGGGAGCAUGUGUUGCACCUGGAAGCGUCCGACAGUCAAGACUUGAAUAUCACCAAGCAAGAUUACUCCGAGUUGCUCAAAAAGCUUAUGACUGCCAUGCGGAACAACUACCAGGAACUUGGCAAUGGAGCCAUGGAAUCCGCCCAAGGUGCAUACGUCGACUUUGUCCACCGCAUCAUCAGGUUCUUACAAGAACUCACAAGCGAUAUCCGGCCGGUCGACCCCUUCUUUACGGACCCGGCUGUUUUCCCCUUGCCAUCCUCAGAUCCACGCUACAUUGUUGCAAAAUUGAAGCGUUAUGAGCCCAAGUUGUCUUCCAGUAAGGAGCUGCAGACCUUGACCAUCUUUGUCCAGAGCAUUGUUGAGAGAGCUACCAUGGAUGGCCAACACGAGCUUCUGAUCAGUCAACUACACACGGCUAUGAAGGAUACCUAUGAAUCCGGAUUGCCCAAUAAGCCUACCCUGCGGGCUGUUCUCCUGCAAUGUGUGGUCCCAGCAUACAUUGAGCUUGCCUUCAGCAAUCCGAGUGCUUGGCUGCUGGGUCUGCCCAUUGUCAAAAGCGUCUCAAUGGUGUUCAGGGAAUUGUUAUUCAACUUGGACACCACGGAUCCUACUUGUGUCUCGUCCCUGUCGAGAAUAUUCGACACGGUGUUUCAAUCGUCAUAUCGCGCACUUCGUCCUCUCUCCAAUCGACCGGCCCGACUCAAGGAUCCUGCUGUAUUGAUCAUGCUUUCUGCCUUUGUCGAGAUGAUAUCUUCCUCUCUAGUCGUUGUGAACUAUCUUGACCGUGCGACUGACGUUGCGGAAGGAGCUCUCCUGUACAUGGAAUGGUUCCGGGAGUUUUGUGUAGCUGCAUCCAUGCGGCUUGGUGAUUCCGACGCAGACACCGAAUCUGUUGCAGGUUUGGCGGCAAAGCCCCCUCUAGAGCUUCCUUCAGAUGUCCCCUUCGCCGACGCACCUGCACACCUUGCUACAGCCCGGCGUCUUGCCUUUGAAGAUCAUCAGUCCUCCCUCAGGAACUGGUCCUUCCAUGAAGGCAAAUACUAUUACACUCGUCCUGGGCAUGACUCAAAGCUAGUCAUCAUCGAGCCUGAGACUACUGCUAUGCUUGAAAACGAGAUUUCAGUGAAGCGAGCGUUCGAAGAUGCUACUGCAGACUUCGUGGACCGGGUUGAACGAUUCGACCUGCUUCCGGUGUGA
Messenger RNA from Penicillium canariense, 6528 nucleotides. Its product is annotated as Mus7/MMS22 family protein. The record is from RefSeq and is a predicted model, not a curated record. Lineage: Eukaryota; Fungi; Ascomycota; Eurotiomycetes; Eurotiales; Aspergillaceae. Bases 1 to 6528 code for a protein of 2175 amino acids. Gene Ontology annotation, biological process: replication fork processing; double-strand break repair via homologous recombination. The transcript has a single exon. Gene Ontology annotation, cellular component: nucleus; Cul8-RING ubiquitin ligase complex.